Molecule: messenger RNA, 374 nt
Organism: Ambispora gerdemannii
Lineage: Eukaryota; Fungi; Glomeromycota; Glomeromycetes; Archaeosporales; Ambisporaceae
Source: the annotation of a GenBank genome assembly
AUGCUAGAUUUAAUUUUCCUCUGUUUCCUCUUUUUCCUCUUGUUCAUUGCGUAUUUGGUAAUCAGGUACCCGAAUAGAGCAAUCGGAACAAGUGCUAGACUCGAUCUUAAAGGGCCAAAAGGACAUCCAAUCAUCGGCAACCUAGUUUUUCAUGCGCAUAAUGCGGAAAGGUACCCUGAUCACUUAUCUGAACUGAGUCAAAAAUACGGUGAAACAUGCACAUAUACUUUACCUGGCAUGCGAUUUAUUUUGAUCAGUACGCCGAAACAUUUAGAGCAUGUUCUGAAAGACAAUUUUCAGAACUAUUUAAAGAGCUCUUAUCACAGGCGUAUGAUUAUAGAAUUAUUUGGCGAUGGAAUUUUCAAUGUUGAUGG